Messenger RNA from Rasamsonia emersonii CBS 393.64, 2502 nucleotides. RefSeq lists its product as uncharacterized. The transcript has 10 exons. The record is from RefSeq and is a predicted model, not a curated record. Bases 1 to 2502 code for a protein of 833 amino acids. Lineage: Eukaryota; Fungi; Ascomycota; Eurotiomycetes; Eurotiales; Trichocomaceae. Gene Ontology annotation, molecular function: zinc ion binding.
AUGCCUGCAUGUUCUCCUGACUUUCUGCGCGCCUCGUAUCUGUAUCUAUGUCAUGAUCAGUCAAAUGCCCAUGUCAUGUCCCAUGCAUAUGUCAACUCCACUGCUGCCACGGGCUGUCCAGGUGGAAAAUCGAGAAGCGCCACCAUGUACCUCAUACGAGGCGUUUCUGAACCCCCCCCCCCCUUGGCGCCUCGUGCAGCGCUGGACCGUCGUCCCUGUCACUGCCAGCAACAGACUACCGCGGGUGCUGAGUUGGCAAGCGCUCAGCCUCAAAGGACUGCAGCGUCACCGCAGCAAAGGCCCACCCAUCCACGAAAGACAGCAAGGAAGUGUCGCUUCUUUGGGACCAAGAAAGGAUGCCGCGCUGGUGAUGCUUGCCCUUACUUGCACGAGGUUUCCAGCCCCAACGUAGAAGCCGCUUCUGGCGCAACUUCGCAUCCAGAGCCUGACGGGAAUCCUCGUGAGGACACAUCCCAGUCUGAACAAGUAGCAACGGAGGAUUCCGGACGCCUGACGACAGAGAGUCGUUCCACUGGGCCAAACCGCCGCGUUAUUGCUCCCAAAGGCGUCCCGAAACCCAUCCCAAAGGCCCAGAAUGAUGCCCCCAGAGAAUAUCAAAUUGCCCAACUAAGGCGAAGAUUCCACCCGAAAGAGCAGAAUGAUGAAUCGGGUACAGUGCUGACAUUCGGAAUGGCCCCUACGGAUCCUGAUUUCCCCUUUGACAUGGAGGAGUUGCAGUGUGUCCUCUAUGUGCCUCGGGAUUACCCAGGACAAGGGAGACCUACACUUAGAGUCACAAAUCCUGAUAUGCCAAGAGGCUUCCAGAUCAAUGUCGAGAAGGGAUUCGACAAGCUGGUGGACUCUUCGCUAGAGAACAAUCGUCAAACGACCCUGCUUGGAUUGAUGAAUAGUCUUGAUAGGAACUUAGAACGCUUUCUGAUAGCAGAGAAGGCACCAACCAUCAAGUUUGUAGCUAACCUUGGCAGCAGAGAAGACGUGAAGAGUACAGAGAAAACUGCGGAACCAGCGGUCGCCCAGUCUGACUCGACAGGCGUCAGCGAUCCGCCUGCACCUGCUGCUCCUAGCGUGCAAUAUUCGCCUGAAGAGAAGUCUCAGGCCGAAAAGACCAGAAGGGAUGAGACGAGGCAGCUGGAGGCUCGCCUUGGUCGACUUUCUCUCUAUGAAAAAUCUCCCGAUGGACUCUCCUACGUAAUCCCCAUCACCCCCAGCAAGCCUGACCGACUUCCUGAAUCUCUGCGGGCUGUCAAGACCAUCAAGCUUGUUGUGCCUCCACUGUAUCCACUUGAAAAGAGUUCAAUUGAACUUCAACAGGUUGAAGGGGAUGCUGCCCGAGCGACGGAGGCAGGAUUCAAAAAAUGGGUGCACGAAAGCACUCGUGUAACGCUGAUGUCCCAAGUCAACUAUCUGGUGCACAACAUGCAUAUUUUGGCCAGCACCCCCAUAUCGGAUGAUCGAAGCUCCCGUGAAACCCCUUCCACUGUGGCAGAGACAAAGCCUGUUCCGCAGGAGCCGCAGACAGCAAGUGCAAAGGAGGAGAUUCAAGAGGAUCGGCCUCACAUCAAGGUCAUUCCCCGGCCGCCUGAAUGGUCUGCCCCAGAAGAUACGGAGUCGGAGAGUGACUUUACGACUUCCGACGAAGAAAAGUCCGAUGAAGAAGAGGCUUCAGAAGAUGAGGAAGAAGGGGGAGCACCCGUGCCUGAGCCUUCUGCUUCGACUCCUGCCUCGACUCCCGCCCGAGGGGUUUCACUGUCCUUUCCCGGUUUGGAGCUAUACGGCAUCGAGCUUCUGGAAGUCAAGAUGCUCUGUGUGACGUUGAAGUGUGAACGCUGCAAAGAAUUUACGGAUGUGAAGAAUAUCAAACCGACGAAUGAUCCUUCCGUUGCAGCGUCCGUCCGGGCGGAAUCAUGCAGAAAAUGCGCAAAUGUUUUCGGCAUCGGGUUUCGACGUGAAUUGAUGCACCCGACGUCCCAUCGAGCUGGAUAUCUGGAUCUCGAAGGAUGCACAGUUUUUGAUCUGCUGCCGAGCCACUUCGUCCCUACUUGCUCUGAGUGUUCGACUCCGUUCCCCGCACCAGGCAUUGUCGCUGUUCGAGGCGAGAGUGCCUUUGCGACAUGUCGCGAGUGUCAUCGCCGAAUGGUGACUGCUCCCCGUCCACCUCCACGGAAGAAGGUCAAGGAAAACUUGGGCAUUGUCGCAGGUCGGGAACUUCCUCACCGUGGGCGCUGUUCGCAUUACGGGAAAAGCUAUAGGUGGUUCAGCUGUUGCGCCAAAGUCUUUCCAUGUGAUAAAUGCCACGACGCAGCAACCGACCAUCCCAACGAACACGCCAAUCGCAUGAUCUGCUCCACUACAGCGGCUUCUGCUCCCGCGAACAAAUGUACCGCCCCGAAGACUGCAGCUUCUGCCGGAACGUGCUCGUCGGCAAGUCGGGCAGUGGCUUCUGGGAAGGCGGCAAAGGGACGAGGGACAAAGUUCGGAUGA